Molecule: messenger RNA, 1867 nt
Organism: Drosophila arizonae
Lineage: Eukaryota; Metazoa; Arthropoda; Insecta; Diptera; Drosophilidae
Gene: b6
Product: pentraxin-related protein b6
Source: RefSeq, a predicted model, not a curated record
CAGACGGACGUACAAUCGCUUCGAUUUCAAUUACAAAAUAAAAAGACCAAAGACAAAAGCCCAAAAACAUAAUAUCCCGGUAAAAUGUUUUGGCAAACAGGCUGGGGCGCGAGCUUAGUGCUCAGUGCGUUUCUUCUUUUCGUUCACGUCGGCAACUCGCUCGGAUGGAAGCCAAUCGCGUCAGCGGGCAGCCCCAUAACAUCCUACAGCUUAAAGCAAUCGCAUCCUGGCGAGGCGAGCAGCAGCCACGAGCUGGCCACCAGCUAUGCCCAAUUCGGCGACUCCAAGGAGGAAGACGAUCUGCUUUUGACACGAGCCGCUCUGAUAAAUGGAGUUGAGUCUUCGCGUCCCAUUACAUUGAUUGACGAUCACGAUAAUCACUACAAGUCAUAUGGCUUAAAAGAUGAUGCAAUUGAAGAGCCCACUAUUAGUUUUCCGCGCUCUAAUCUCUAUGCUUCCGAUCGCUGCAGUGUCAAGAAGUUUGCAUUCAAUCAAGAUGGGUCAGUGGAGUAUGAUAACGAGUUGCCCGAGCUGGAUCAGUUUACGCUUUGUUUCUGGAUGCGUUUCACCAAUCACAGCGGCGACCAUGUCAUGUUGACCUACGAAGUCGAAAAGGAACCACGCGAAAUACAAAUCUGGGUCGCUAACGCGCAAAAUUCCAGUUUCCUAUCGAUGGCCAUAAAAGGUCAGCAAAUGUACAGAUUGAACUAUCCGCUGCGUAUGCGGCAAUGGCAUCACAUGUGCAGCUCGUGGAAUGGGAAGACCGGCGAGUGGCAGGUCUGGCUGAAAGCAGAGCGCAUUGGACGUGGAUUCCAUAAUUCACUGGUAGGCCAUAAAAUACCCGCUAAGGGAAAACUGCGCUCGGGCGGCAGUUCAAUAACUGGGCAAGUAAGUCAUGGCCUCCACUUUGAGGUGACGCUCGUGCAAAUUUAUCGCGUCGCUUUGAGCGCGGGCAAGGCGCAUCGAGACCACAAACAUCAUCAUGUGCACCACUUUGAUCACGAGGGUCAGGAGCUGCCCAGCACAACGCGUGCUCCUCCAAUGAUCAAUCGACCACAGCCGAUGCACUCGCUGCUCGCAAGCGGACAAAUUCCAACGAGAGUCCGCAUCAAUCUGGCCAACUCAAUGCCCACACAGAAUCCACCAAAUGGAGUGGCAGACCAAGCGAUUACAGUGAACACAAACUUUGUUAAUGGGCAAAUUAAUGCUGGCUCUCGGUUGGUGGCACAGCAGCUACUCGGUCUGUCGCCCUAUCCUCGCGGGAUACCCGCGGCCUCGAAUGAACCAACAACGGGACGUUUCCAGAUGCUUAGCAACUCAGCCAAUGUGCAGUUCAUAGAUGAGACAGAGACACAUAUACAAUUUAAGCGGGAGGCACCACAGGCGCGAAAGGUGCAAAAGCGAGGGUUGGUUUUGCUCGCCGACGGAUCCGUGGUUGAUGAUGGCCAACUGGAUGACAGCAGCGAGGUUUUCAGUAAGUACAAUGGUCUGGCCGACUUUGGUGGGCAGCAAUUCAAGCAGGAUCUGACGCUGAAGAUGACUCUCGAGGAGGAGAUCAGCACACACGAUCGCGAGCCGGCCGAGGAGGAGGUCAAGGCCGUUAUGGGAAUCUGUAGCAACUGCGACCCCGAGCCUUUCCAAGGCGCCAUUGUCUUUGCCUGGAAGGACGUCAAGGAGCACAUGAACAACACGCUCAAAGGCCACAGUGUGGGCAACUGUGGAAAUUUCUAAUACCUCCCUCCCAAUCACCCACUCAGUCAGCAGUGAAUCCUGUCAAUAUCCCGCAAAAUAUACUCUUAAGCAGGGUGCUGCAAAUAACGCUUAUUAUGCAUACAUACAUAUAUUGUUUUGUUUGAUUUUUUUUUGU